Messenger RNA from Lachancea meyersii CBS 8951, 1071 nucleotides. The record is from the annotation of a GenBank genome assembly. NCBI's taxonomy places the organism in Eukaryota, Fungi, Ascomycota, Saccharomycetes, Saccharomycetales, Saccharomycetaceae.
AUGCUUCUGGAGAGAUUCCAUAACAAACUUCACAACUCGAGGUUCUCCAAACAUUCCAGCAGUACGCCUGCCGCUGCUGCUGCUCCUGACAAAAGAACCGUUGAGCAAGGCAACCAAGACAAUAUGCUCGUGGAUGACGGUCCCUCGUCUGAAGCAAUUGGGAGCACGAAGCCGCAGGAACUUCGCAUAAACACCCAGCUGUGCAAUUUGCGCAGCUUUACGCCGCAGAAUGGUGUUUCCACUUCUGUAAGCACGCCGUCAGCCCAGCCCAUCAUGCCAUACAUGUAUAUGAAUCAAAAGCGUCAAGACAGUGUGGCCUCGUUCACCAGCUCGAUAUCAGAUUUGCCGGGGUCUGUCAGACCCCCAGUCCCAACUUCAUUUCCUGCACAGUUUUUGCGCCUUCUCAUGGAGGUAUACCAAGAUAUUUGCUCCGAUCCAACAGCUACUCCCUUUGACAUCAGCAAUCCACCUCCUGGCAUACUCAAUAGAGCUGCUAAACUAGCGGUGUCUCGAGCCGAAGAAAGGGGUGUAGACUAUGGGCGUGAGAAAAAUGCCAUACUGAUUACUGCAGUCAGGCAGAGACUGCAGCAAGAGGUACGUCAAGACAAUUAUUUGUCGCGAAACAGCUCUGUGGUGUCUUUACCGCCCAUGCCUAUGUUCAAUCCCUCGGACUUGACACCACCGAUGCCCACGGACUAUUUUAGCUUGCAAUCAGAGCUUCCCCACCAGCAGCCGCUGUCAGCACCCUUUCAAAUGCCCAACUAUGGCACGAACCAACUACAAGCGCCCCAAAUGCCAUACGAACCCAGAUCCUCGUUCCAGAAGACGGUGCAACGCUCUAGAAACGAGAGUUUCAUAAGUGUUGCGGGAAGGAGUCGCAGCGGCUCAAAUCACGUUCAUCCCUUUCAACAGCUUCAACCGGCCUCGUCGUUUGAACCGGUUUCAGCGAGAUCGAGAUCUGGCAGCAACGGGUUAUUUGCCCUGACGCCCACGAGUUCUUUUAUGGGAGAGUAUCAAAGGCCCAUAGUUUCGAGACAAAGAAGUAACGAGUCCGCCGCAUUCGAACUAUGA